Messenger RNA from Phaeoacremonium minimum UCRPA7, 534 nucleotides. RefSeq names its product putative glucosamine 6-phosphate n-acetyltransferase protein. The coding region runs from base 1 to 534 and encodes 177 amino acids. Lineage: Eukaryota; Fungi; Ascomycota; Sordariomycetes; Togniniales; Togniniaceae. The transcript is spliced from 2 exons. Gene Ontology annotation, cellular component: endoplasmic reticulum-Golgi intermediate compartment; Golgi apparatus; endoplasmic reticulum. Gene Ontology annotation, biological process: UDP-N-acetylglucosamine biosynthetic process. The record is from RefSeq and is a predicted model, not a curated record. Gene Ontology annotation, molecular function: monosaccharide binding; glucosamine 6-phosphate N-acetyltransferase activity.
AUGACAGUGGUCGAAGCUGGCCUCUUCGGCGACGACCUCGUUGCCCCUCAUGUGGCUUCUGUACUUCCAGAGGGCUACAAGGUGCGCGCAUUACGGCGAUCCGACUACAACUCAGGCUACCUCGACUGCCUCCGCGUCCUGACCACCGUAGGCGAGAUCAGCGAGGCACAGUUCCAGGAGAGAUACGACUGGAUAUCGAGGCAGGAUGGUGGCUACUACAUCCUCGUCAUUGAGGACGCCAGCGGCACCAAGGUCGUGGGCACUGGCGCCCUGAUUGUCGAGCGCAAAUUCAUCCACAAUCUCGGCCUUGUCGGCCACAUCGAAGAUAUCGCCGUCGCCAAGGACCAGCAAGGAAAGAAGCUGGGCCUGCGCAUCAUCCAGGCUCUCGACUACAUUGCCGAGCAGGUCGGAUGCUACAAGACGAUCCUGGACUGCAGCGAGGCGAACGAGGGCUUCUACGUCAAGUGCGGCUUCCGGAGGGCCGGUCUUGAGAUGGCACACUAUUAUGAGGGAGACAAGAGUAAAUCCCACUGA